Messenger RNA from Balaenoptera acutorostrata (minke whale), 826 nucleotides. RefSeq names its product stimulator of chondrogenesis 1 (gene SCRG1). The record is from RefSeq and is a predicted model, not a curated record. Bases 396 to 692 code for a protein of 98 amino acids. Lineage: Eukaryota; Metazoa; Chordata; Mammalia; Artiodactyla; Balaenopteridae. The transcript has 3 exons.
CACACACACACACACACACUUCUCUUAAGGGAAGAAGAGCUCUGUGUUCUCUUUAAAUCCCUCAGGUCCUACAUUUUAUUGCUCUAACAGUCCGCCUCCCUGAGGUUCCUGCCCAGACCAGCUAUUUCCUUCGGUAGAGAAGCUGUUGGUUCACUCUCGCCUGGCUUGGAAGCGUCUGGGGGGCAGGUCUCGCAGCCCCGUCUCCCGCCCCCUCCUCCUCCCCCCGGUCCUGGCAGGCGGGCGACAAGGCAGACAAAGGUCCGUUUGUAACCUCCUUCCAGCACCUCCUCUCUUCUCCUUUUGCCCAAACUCACCUAGCGAGUUGGAGCAUUUCAGAAGAUUCCUCUGUCAAGAAGACCAAAGGAAAGGAGAAGAAAAAGGGGCCAAAAGCCAAAAUGAAAUUUAUAGUACUUGCUGUCACCGUUGGACUAACUUUGCUGCUAGGAGUCCAAGCCAUGCCUGCAAAUCGCCUCUCUUGCUACAGAAAGAUACUGAAAGAUCGCGACUGUCACAAUCUUCCAGAAGGAGUAGCUGACCUGACAAAGAUUGAUGUAAACGUCCAGGAUCACUUCUGGGAUGGGAAGGGAUGUGAGAUGAUCUGUUACUGCAACUUCAGUGAAUUGCUCUGCUGCCCAAAAGAUGUCUUCUUUGGACCAAAGAUCUCUUUCGUGAUUCCUUGCAACAAUCACUGAGAAUCAUCCUGUAUUCCAGACAACACCAUUCUUAAUUCCCCACAAACCACACUACAACAGUGUAGCUGUAUUUCUGGUUUCUAUGCAGUGCAAUAAAGCACAGAUUCUAUAAAUUCUUACUUGCCUAAGUAAAC